AUGGCCGACGGCGGCGGCGAGGGCGAAGCGAAGGAGGAGGCGCCGACCUUCUCUGUCCCUGCAGACCUGGACCUCCGUUACUUCUAUGGACGAGAAGAGCUGGCAGACUGCGCCGUGAGGCUUCCGACCUUUGCCGGAGAAGAGGCGCAGGAGGUAAAAUGCCACCGCCUGGCGCUUUGCUCCUUGUCCGGGUUCUUCUUCCGGAGCUUUCUUCAGCCGAGCGAGCUGCCGGCAACAUCAGACAUACCCAGUCUCCCCGAUGAUGCCGAGCUCCGUCGGCAGAUGCCGGUCCCGGCGCUGUUCCAGCUGAUGCUUCGCUUCGCCUACGCCGCCUUGCGCUGGGAGGCGCUAGAGGGCCAGGUCGCGCCUUGGCAGCUCCCGGGCCUCUAUGCCCUGGCUGUGCUCCUGGAAGCCAAGGUGCUGGCCGAGGCAGCCUACAGCCGGCUGGAGGGCAACCUCACGCCCGGAACAGCGGCCAGCUUGCUGUACGUCUCCAAGCUUCUGGGCGGGAGUUCCGAGGACUUCAAGCGUGCUGCGGACCGCUGUAUUGAGGUGGUCCGCGGCGGCUUCGGUCGGUUGUGUGACAGCCCUGCCUCUCUUGGCUUGCUCUGCAAGAUGCCGGUUGAGGUCCUCGUACCCCUGCUGGAGGACGACCAGCUGGAGAUCCAAAACGAAAGUAGCGUUCUUCGAGCUGUGCGCCACACGCUGUGGCGCCGGCUUCCCCGCGCGGGCAGGUCGCUGAAGCUGAGCGGCCGACUCUGUGAGUCGCCAAAGCUCUUCGCAUCAGAGGGUCUCCAGCUGAAGUGGGAGCUGCAGCUUCUGGAGGUUCCGCUCUCUGAGCUGUCGGCUACGCCCGCGCCACCUGUCGACCGCUUCAGUGCUUCGGACUCCGCUGCGGCGGCGGAGGCGGCUCCGGGCGAAGGCGCCAAGCUACCAGAGCUGUCGCUUCGGCUCCCGGGCGAUGCGGCGCCGGCGGCUCUCCUCCGGGGCCGAAGGGACAACGGCGAGGCUGCAGUCUCCGCCUUCCUUCCACUGCAGAACCUUCCGGAGGGGGAGGAGCCGUCGGCGGAGAUGGCCGCCGAGGCAGCCGACGCCGAAGGCAAGCCUGCAGGAAGGGUGCGCUUUACGCCCUGA
This is a messenger RNA of Symbiodinium natans, 1134 nucleotides long. The record is from the annotation of a GenBank genome assembly. NCBI's taxonomy places the organism in Eukaryota, Dinophyceae, Suessiales, Symbiodiniaceae.